Molecule: messenger RNA, 666 nt
Organism: Triticum turgidum subsp. durum (durum wheat)
Lineage: Eukaryota; Viridiplantae; Streptophyta; Magnoliopsida; Poales; Poaceae
Source: the annotation of a GenBank genome assembly
AUGGGGAUUUGCAUCAUGUUGUCAGACUGGCUGGAGCUGCCUGGGUCUCUGAUCCUCCUCACGGUGGUCGCCCCCGCCAUCUUCGCCGACACCUUCCGGGGCUCCUGGCUCAUCAUCGGCGUCGGCGUGUGCCUGGUCAUCGGGUGCUACCUGCUCCACGAGCACAUCAAGGCGUCGGGUGGCCUCAAGGAGGCCUUCAAGAAGCCCAAUGGCUGGUCCAACACCAUCGGCAUCCUCCUCCUCUUCAUCUACCCGGUACCUCUUGGUAUUGGACAAGACCAACUGGAAGACCAACAUGCUGACGGGACUCUUGGUCCCUUACAUUUUCUUCACCCUGCCUGGGGAGAGGUUGGUGCCUGGAUUGCAUUCGUUGUAGUCAUCCUGCGGCUCUUCUUCCCGCGUCACUUCCCUGAUUGGCUAGAGCUGCCUGGCUCUCUGAUUCUUCUCACGGUGGUCGCCCCCAGCCUCUUUGCGGAGCACUUCAGGAACGAUCUUGUCGGCGUCUUCAUAUGCCUCGCCAUCGGGUGCUACCUGCUCCAAGAGCACAUCAGGGUGUCAGGAGGCUUCAGGGAGGCCUUCAGGAAGGCCAAUGGCGUCUCCAACACCAUCGGCAUCGUCCUGCUCUUCGUCUACCCAGUCUGGGUCCUGGUGCUCUGGCUCCUGUAG